CUUUUAAUACAGAAAAGCGACAAGGUGCUAAGAAUGCUUUUGAGAAAGAUUUCUUUAAACUCAUGAAUAACUCAGUAUAUGGCAAAACUAUGGAAAAUGUUCACAAAUACCAAGACGUCAAGCUCAUGGCUAUGAAUAAUGAGCAAGACGAAAAGAAAUUUAUUAAGCAGAUCUGUAAACUCUCUUUUAAAUAUGCUAGACAGCUUGGAAAUACACUUGUUGGAGCACAUAUAGGAAAAACUAAAAGAUAUAGUGAUAAAGCAAUACUUGGAUAUAUGGAUACAGACUCAUUUAUAUUUAUAGUUAAAACUGAAGAUAUCUAUAAAGAUAUGGCUGAACAACCUGACCUUUUCGACCUUAAUGAUUCUAAGACUAUUGGGCUUUAUAAAGAUGAGACUCCAGGCAAUGUGAUUACAGAAUCUUAUCAUAUUCGGGCUAAAUCAUAUCACUAUGUCUUAGCAGAUAAGUCUACAAAGUCUAAGCAUAAGGGGGUUAGUAAAAAAGGUAUAAAUAAAAUGGCCAUAAAUUCAUACAUGCCAGCUUUAGAAGGGUCCUUGCUAGAUGAUCCGAUAGAUAGAUCAUUAUUAUCAGAACAAGAAGCUAUGCGAACUGAGGCAGAUCCUAUAACCCUAGUAUUUCGGGACUGUCUCUUUGAUAAGGAAGUAUUCUAUGCCAAAAAUGUAGGUAUUCAUUCAAAAAACCAUAUAUUAUCUUUGAUCGAAUCAGAAAAGAAGGCUCUUUGUCCUAUAGAUACUAAGCAUUGGAUAUUAUUUGAUAAAAUAACUAGUUUUCUAUAUGAUCAUUGGCAUAUACAAGCAUAUAAAAAUUUUAUAUCAAAUGGAAUAUCCCAAGAGUUGGCUGAACAAAGAGCUUCAAGUUUGAUAAUGGCUGAAUUAUGUGACCAAGUUUCCCAGUACAUAGGCUUCAAACCUAAUGAAAUUCAUUUUCCAAUCAUAGAAGAAGAUAGACAGAUAUUGCAAGAAAUAAUAUUAGACCAAAAAGAAAUAGAAGAUAUUGUAAUGAAUGAUUACCAAUUUUUGUUACAUUAUGGACAUAAUGCAUAUACGGUAUCUCAAGCUGAAAAGAUCUUAAUUAAUCCACCCAAAGAUUUACCAGAAAGCUAUUAG
Messenger RNA from Cetraspora pellucida, 1127 nucleotides. The record is from the annotation of a GenBank genome assembly. Lineage: Eukaryota; Fungi; Glomeromycota; Glomeromycetes; Diversisporales; Gigasporaceae.